GUGGCGGGCUGCCUGCUUUCGCGGUCCUCUGUCUGGAGUUUCCACCCGUGAAUUAAUGACAAAGGUUCAGCUCCAUGUUGCAGUUUUCAUGCAUUGGUGGAAAUUGUAUUCUUUCGCGCUAGCAUACUCUUGCAGCGGACAACACGUUUUGUUUUCUUAUUUACGGAGAGACGCGCUCUGCUGUUCCUUGCAUGGAUGUUGCAUUUGGUGGCUGCAUUGUAUUUGAUUCGACGGAUGUUUCAGUAGAUUUCAACUGAAGCAGGGUAUCAUGCGAUGUAAUCUGUGGACAUUUCCUGACCACUUCUCCUUGGCUGUCAAGGGGUAGAAGGACACGUGAAGAGCGUGUUUGUUAUUUUUCAGAAACAACACGAAUUCUGGUCUUGGUUGGAUAUGCUAUUUGGGGGCUGCUUUUACAGUGCUUGUGUACCCUACAUAUUUUAUUUGAUGCAUGCUAAAUAACGUCGACCUAUGAUUGGAUUUGCAGUCAGUCUGUCGCCAGAAACCAAUACGAAAUUCAUAUUUUGAUUAUCCGACACAGGAAUCGUUUAGUUCAAUAGCCUAGCUUAGCCUACCUGUCAUUGUGAAGGCAAGUUGUUCUCUUUUUGUCCUUUUCCCUGCUAAGUUCAUAAGUCUACACAGUUUCACGUGCGAAACAAAAUGUAGCCUGUAGGCUAAAAUUAAGCACUGCCUGAACUUAUCGUGAGAAACGAUUCCUUUUUCUUGAGACCUCUCUCAAUUCACCCUUCCGAAGUUAGGACACGCGUCUAUCUCUUCCCUUGUUAUGGUCUCCAGUCAUUGCCCUUGAAUUCCUGUCUGUUUGGGCCUCGACAUCAAUAGACAGAUGCAUCUCGGAGUUGAUGAGUCCGUUCGGGAAUGUCAGUACAGUCAGGUCUGCACGCGAAAUUCAUCGCCUAUGGAGACGCCACAUAAGAAGAUCUACACAAGAAAGUGGCGAGUAUUCCCAGGACGGAACAAGUUCUACUGCGAUGGGAGGAUAAUGAUGGCAAAGCAGACUGGUGUCUUUUACCUCACCAUGGUUCUCAUCAUGGUCACCAGUGGACUCUUCUUCGCAUUUGACUGUCCGUUCCUGGCGUCGAAUCUGACCCCUGCCAUCCCAGCCAUAGGAGGGGUGCUGUUCUUCUUUGUGAUGGGCAUGCUGUUGAGGGCGAGCUUCAGCGACCCUGGCGUGCUUCCUCGGGCCACGCCAGACGAGGCGGCAGACCUGGAGAGACAGAUAGAUGCGACGAACGGGCCCAGUGGGCCGGGGUACCGGCCUCCGCCCAGGACCAGGGAGGUGGUCAUCAACGGCCAGACGGUCAAGCUCAAGUACUGCUUCACCUGCAAGAUCUUCAGGCCCCCUAGGGCCUCCCACUGCAGCCUGUGUGACAACUGUGUGGAUCGGUUUGACCACCACUGCCCGUGGGUGGGCAACUGUGUGGGCCGACGGAACUACCGCUUCUUCUACCUCUUCAUCCUCUCGCUCUCCUUCCUCACCGUCUUCAUCUUCGCCUUCGUCAUCACCCACGUCAUCCUCCGAUCCAAUCGCACGGGCUUCCUGAGUGCACUCAAAGACAGUCCUGCCAGUGUGCUGGAGGUGGUGGUGUGCUUCUUCUCCGUCUGGUCCAUUGUGGGCCUCUCAGGCUUCCAUACAUAUCUCAUCAGCUCCAACCAGACCACCAAUGAGGACAUAAAGGGCUCGUGGUCGACCAAGCGAGCGAAGGACAACUACAACCCUUACAGCUACGGCAACAUCCUCACCAACUGCUGCGCUGCCCUCUGUGGCCCGCUGCCACCAAGUUUGAUUGACAGGAGAGGCUUCCUCCAGCCCGACACCCCACAGCCUGUCUGUCACUCCAAUGGGACCAGCAUAUACACCCCCACCCAGCUUCACGCUCACAUGUGUGAUCAGCACCAUUGCAUUCAGAGCACCAAAUUCGUUUUGCAGGCGGCCGCCGCCACCCCCCUGCUCCACACGGACUCGGUCAUCCUGCCGUCGUCGUCGGCGGUGGGCCACCCGCUCUCGGGGAAGAGCUCGCUGGUGGGGCCGUGCGCCUCGCUGGGCCCGGGGGGACACCACCACCACCCCCCGCCGCCGCCGCCCCAGUCGUCGUCGUCGCUGGCCUCGCUGCCCUCGUCCGUGCCGGGGCUGACAUGCGCGGGCGAGCUGCUGGCGCUGCGGAGCGACGUGGACCCGCACUGCCGCCACCACCACUUCGCCAGCCCCGAGGAGACGCCCUCGCCGCCCUCGCCCCCGCACGCCUCCGCCGCCGUGGUGGUGGUGGCCUCGUCCGCCAUGCCAUGUCCGGCGCACGGCCCGCACCCGCCACCGCACCUCCACCCCUCCCAGCUGUACAACCCCGCCAGCCAGGACUCCCUGCACGAGGACUCGGUCAGAGGCCUGGUCAAGCUCAGCUCAGUGUGAGCCAGCCGGACACCCUGACCACCCCCCCCCAACCCCACCGCCCGUCCUGUCUCUUGCACUACAUUAGUCACUUGCUGCCAGACGGAUGGAGCCCAGCUAGACAGCCUAAAGGACUCGCCCCGACUCUCCUAGAUUUACCGAGGCGCUUCCCGUGGUGAAUUACAGUGCGACCGGGCCAAGCGCUGACCACUAUAGAGGUCUGCACCGGUCCUCCUCCUCCCCGCUGCUCCUCCUCCAGCUCCUUCUCCACACAGCAGUGCCAAGCUGUCACCUCAACUUAUAUCAGGGUGCUCUGCGGGCUCGUUGCUAAAAAAAAAAGGUCUGUUUUGCGGAGGUUCACAUCAGCAUAUGGAUGAGCUGGACACACACGCACCUCACUACGCGUCCUCUGUGGCCAAGCUACCGUAGUCCUCUCGUAUCGCGACUCUCAGUAUUCUCCACACAUCUCCUCUUGAUUGUUGUGGCCAUUGGGAAAUGGCCAUUAGAAGGUGAACUCUGAAGGUUAUCUUCUUGCAUCGAAAAACGCCUGAUAACGAGUUUGUGUGUGUGUGUGUGUGUGUGUGUGGGUGGGAGGGUGUGUAUGUGUGGGUCUUUUUUUUGUUUUUUUUUACUAAAAGCAGGACUUGAAUGCCUCAAUUGGAUGCUGAAGACUGAUGGUCCACUGCCUUUUUGUAUGAUCUCAGAUGUCCGGUAGUGUCCUGCUGACUCUGAGCAGUUAAGCAAUGUUAAUCGACUCACUUCACGCGUCACGAUGUACAAGAUGUUACAUUAUUGGUAGAAUGUGAUGAUGCCAAAUCAGGCGGUCGCGCCCGAGUGCCAGGUGGUGAUGUGCCAAGGACUAUUCAGAUUUCUGAACUGUGUUACAGUGAUUUCAAGUGGAUAUUAUUAAAUUUACAACUUUUUAUGUGCAAUUCACUUGCCUUUUGUAACUAAUUUCAUAGCAGGUAAUUUGCUAACAUUAUCUAGACCAGCGAAUAGAUCAACUGAAUUGAAAC
Messenger RNA from Sardina pilchardus (European sardine), 3417 nucleotides. It is a transcript of the gene zdhhc14, whose product is annotated as zinc finger DHHC-type palmitoyltransferase 14. The transcript is spliced from 9 exons. Gene Ontology annotation, biological process: peptidyl-L-cysteine S-palmitoylation; protein targeting to membrane. NCBI's taxonomy places the organism in Eukaryota, Metazoa, Chordata, Actinopteri, Clupeiformes, Clupeidae. The coding region runs from base 842 to 2422 and encodes 526 amino acids. Gene Ontology annotation, cellular component: Golgi apparatus; endoplasmic reticulum. Gene Ontology annotation, molecular function: protein-cysteine S-palmitoyltransferase activity. The record is from RefSeq and is a predicted model, not a curated record.